Cinara cedri is the source of this 560-nucleotide messenger RNA. The record is from the annotation of a GenBank genome assembly. NCBI's taxonomy places the organism in Eukaryota, Metazoa, Arthropoda, Insecta, Hemiptera, Aphididae.
AUGACUUAUUUCACUAACAUUGACGGCAAAUAUUUAAGAGCAUCAUAUUUAGCUAGCCUUAGGAUUGUUAAAGAUGGAAAGCCUCAUACAGUUGGUGAAACGCUGAUAUUACCUGCAGCUAAAGAUAUGGUGUAAACGGUUUUAGGAGAAAAAGCAGCUAAAAAAUUGGAUAAAAUUCCACUAUCAAACAAUUUUGUUAAGAGAAGAAUUGAUACUAUUGCUUCAAAUAUUGAAGAAAUAUUGAUUAGUCAACUAAAAAUGUGUUCAAAUUUGUCUCUCCAAGUAGAUAAGAGUACAGAUAUAACAAAUAUGGCACAGCUACUUGUUUUCAUUCGGUAUGAUUUUCACAAUGUAUUAAAUGAAGAGUAUUUAUUUUGUAAACCACUUGAAUCAAAUACGGACACUGAAAAUAUUUUUAAAAUCAACGGCAAUUAUUUUUCAACCAUAGGAUUGCCUUGGAAAAAAUGUGUUGGUAUUUGUACAGACUGAGCCAAAGCUAUGUGUGGAAAAUUGACAGGCCUAGCAUUGAUAGUACAGAAAGUUGCGCCAUAUUGUGUUGA